Molecule: messenger RNA, 13659 nt
Organism: Engraulis encrasicolus (European anchovy)
Lineage: Eukaryota; Metazoa; Chordata; Actinopteri; Clupeiformes; Engraulidae
Product: NACHT, LRR and PYD domains-containing protein 3-like
Exons: 17
Coding region: 123-3119 (998 amino acids)
Biological process (GO): intracellular signal transduction
Source: RefSeq, a predicted model, not a curated record
GAACAACAGCCUUUGGUGAAACACUGCAGUGCCGUUUGAGAAAAGAAGUUUGAGAAACAGUUAAGUAAUGAGGUGAGGUGCUGCCAUCUGGUGGAGGAGAGGGUCAGUACGGGCUCCUCAGGAUGAGUUCCCCUGGUAACCAGGAGUCCCAGCUGGGACAGGAACUGGCAGCUCACUCUCAUAGUGGCAUAGAGAAGAGACCAGGGUCUCCUACAGGGAGCUGUGUGUCCAUGAGGAGUGACAAGUCAAAGGAUGAGCCACUCAGGUUCAAAGGGGCGGAACCUCCACCUGACCAAAGUGGCAAAGAGAAGAGACCAGGGUCUCCUACAGGGAGCUGUGUGUCCAUGAGGAGCGACAAGUCAAUGGAUGAGCCACUCAGGUUCAAAGGGGCGGGACAUCCACCUGGCCUCAGUGCAAUAGAGAAGAGAUCAGGGUCUCCUACAGGGAGCUGUGUGUCCAUGAGGAGUGACAAAUCAAAGGAUGAGCCCCUCAGGUUCAAAAGGGCGGAACCUGCAUCUGACCAAAGUGGCAUAGAGAAGAGACCAGGGUCUCCUACAGGGAGCUGUGUGUCCAUGAGGAGUGACAAGUCAAAGGAUGAGCCACUCAGGUUCAAAGGGGCGGAACCUCCACCUGACCAAAGUGGCAAAGAGAAGAGACCAGGGUCUCCUACAGGGAGCUGUGUGUCCAUGAGGAGCGACAAGUCAAUGGAUGAGCCACUCAGGUUCAAAGGGGCGGGACAUCCACCUGGCCUCAGUGCAAUAGAGAAGAGAUCAGGGUCUCCUACAGGGAGCUGUGUGUCCAUGAGGAGUGACAAAUCAAAGGAUGAGCCCCUCAGGUUCAAAAGGGCGGAACCUGCAUCUGACCAAAGUGGCAUAGAGAAGAGACCAGGGUCUCCUACAGGGAGCUGUGUGUCCAUGAGGAGUGACAAGUCAAAGGAUGAGCCACUCAGGUUCAAAGGGGCGGAACCUCCACCUGACCAAAGUGGCAUAGAGAAGAGACCAGGGUCUCCUACAGAGAGCUGUGUGUCCAUGAGGAGUGACCAAUCAAAGGAUGAGCCACUGAGGUUCAAAGGGGCGGGACCUGCAUCUGACCAAAGUCCACUUCAGUUGAACAAGCCAGACUGCCCUGUACCCAGCUGUGUGUCCAUGAAGAGUGACCAGUCCAUGGUUCAACCACUACGGUUUGGAGCAAGACACUCCUCUGAUCAGAAUCUAAUACUUUUCUCUGAAGAAGAAGGAGAGGUGGAUGGUAGCAGAGAAGAGGAGGAAGAGAGAGGAGAGCUAGAUGGAUCUUCUGCAGAGCAGAGAUGUGAAAGGAUUUGUGUGCAGAAUCAUAAAAACGUUCUGAAAGAGAAGUCUCAGUGUUUGACUGAGGGAAUCUCCAAGCAGGUAAACCCCACACUCCUCAAUGAGAUCUACACAGAGGUCUACAUCACAGAGGGGGGCUGUGGAGAGGUCAAUGACGAACAUGAAGUCAGACAGAUUGAGGCAGCAUCCAAGAGAUCAGCUACACAUGACAAACCAAUCAAAUGCAAUGACAUCUUUAAACCCUUACCUGGACAGGAAAAGGACAUUAGAACUGUAGUGACAAAGGGAGUGGCUGGCAUUGGGAAAACAGUCUCUGUGCAGAAGUUCAUUCUCGACUGGGCUGAAGGAAAAGCCAAUCAGGAUAUCCACUUCAUAUUUCCUCUUCCUUUCCGUGAGCUUAACUUAGUGAAGGAGGAAUAUCUCAGUUUAGUGGGUCUGAUUAAACGAUUCUUUGGUGACACUCAUGAUUUCAGCAUGUUCACUGAAGAUAAAUGCAAAGUGCUGUUCAUCUUCGAUGGUCUCGAUGAGUGUCGGAUUCCUCUGAAUUUCCACUCCAACCCAGAGUGUUGUGAUGUAACAAAAGCAACCACAGUGUCUGCUUUGCUCACAAACCUCAUCCAGGGGAAUUUGCUGCCCUAUGCUCUCCUGUGGAUCACCUCCAGACCAGCAGCAGCCAAUCAGAUCCCUCCUAUGGACCAGGUGACAGAGGUACGUGGGUUUAAUGACCUCCAGAAGGAAGAGUACUUCAGGAAGAGAGUCAGUGACGAGGACCUGGCUAGCAGAUCCAUCACACACCUGAAGUCAUCCAGGAGCCUCUUCAUCAUGUGCCACAUUCCUGUCUUCUGCUGGAUUGCAGCCACUGUGCUAGAGAUAAUGUUGGGAGAAAGAAACACAGGAGAGAUCCCCAAGACCCUCACUCAGAUGUACACACACUACCUGAUUAUUCAGACCGAAGUCAAACAGAAGUACACAAACAGAAAAGAGACGGAUGAAGGGAUGAUUUUCAAACUGGGGAAACUUGCUUUUCAGCAGCUGCAGAAGGGCAAUCUGAUCUUCUAUGUGGAGGACCUGAGAGAGUGCGGCAUUGACAUCUGUGAGGCAUCAGUGUACUCAGGAGUGUGUACCCAGAUCUUCAGAGAGGAGGCUGGGCUGUACCAGGGGAAGGUGUUCUGCUUUGUGCAUCUCAGCAUUCAGGAGCAUCUUGCUGCAUUAUAUGUGCACCUCACCUCCAUCAUAAGGAAGAAGAAUGUUCUAAAGAAAUUACUAUCCAUGACUGGCCAGUUUUCCAGGUCCCCAUCUGUUACUGUGUCUUUCUAUGAGCUGCACAAGAUGGCAGUUGAUCUGGCCUUAAAGAGCAAAAACGGACACCUGGACCUUUUCCUCCGCUUCCUCCUGGGCCUCUCACUGGAGUCCAAUCAGAAUCUAUUGAGAGAUCUGCUGCCACAGGUAACCGCCCAAUCACAGAGCACAGAAAAAACUGUCCACUACAUCAAGAAGAAGAUCAGGAAAAAUCCCACAUCAGAGAAAUGCAUGAAUCUGUUCCAUUGCCUCAGUGAGCUAAAUGACCAGUCCCUAAUGGAGGAAAUCCAGAACUACCUGAAGACAUCAGGAGGUCUAGAGGGAGCCAAACUCUCCCCUGCACAGUGGUCAGCUGUGGUGUUUGUGCUGCUGACCUCAGAUCAGCAGCUGGAUGAGUUUGACCUGAACAAAUAUGGCGGAUCAGAGGAAUGUAUGCUGUGGCUGAUGCCUGUGGUCAAGGCCUCCAGAUCAGCACAAAACAAGUUGACAUUGUUGCUAGGCUUGCCUCGUUAGAGGAAUCGGAGAAAGGCCUACCUGACCCCUCAACCGCGGGUGUCAUCUCGGGCUCUAUCCCAGGCCCCUCCACCUGGUCUACGGUGACUGCUGGCAAGAUCCGACGCUCACCUCCUCCUGUCCUUACGUGCUCCGAAGGCGUUUGUCAUGACCUGGAACUUUACAACUCCUUUGCUCCUCUCGCUGAUCUCCCAAUGUCGCCAUCGAGUGUGGUCCCCGGGCUCCCCGACGGCCCUGGGCCGGAGAGGCGCCCCCCGCCUGCUUCCACCCCAGGCUGCCCAGCAUCGUCAACGGUGAAAGGAAAGGGAGGCCGCAAAGCUACAUCCAAGCGGAACAGGUCUCCUAGUGAUGAUCAUCCCACUCCAGACAAGCGUCCCAGGGUCUCCUCGUCAUCAUGCGGACCGAUCUCCACCACCCGGCCAUGGAGUGGUUAGCUCCGGUAACGUCUCCCCUUCUGUCUGUCCAUCUCUACCAUCGUACUCUGUGAGCUCCACUGCUGAGUGCCGAGUGACUAACAACAACAAUGCUACUAACCCUGACAGCUGCCUUUGGCUUCUAAAACAACGAUCCACUAUGACCAAUGAUACAGUAAGUAAGGAGAUAAGGUACGUUCUACUCUGUUGUGAUGCAACGGUGGGGGGGCGGGACGUCGCCAUGUUGGCGGCGGAAGUAGGCAGUAGAGUGCCUUUUUCCAUGCUUCUCUAUGUGCGACUUAAAGCAAUGUACCUCAGAAGCAAUUCAUGCCAUGCAUGCUCUGUUUCUUUCAAACGAUAGUUUCCCAUCCCUUUCAAACCACCCCGGUAUUCUUUUUUGACUUACCCCUUGUUUUAAAGUGUUAUUAAAAUAGUUUAAAUGACCAAUGAGCGCUGUUAUCUGGGUUGAUUGACAGUUGACAUUCUUUAGAAUUAUUUUUUGAUUGACAGGGCGUCGUCAAGGAGACGUUCGACUCAGUCAGUCCCGCGCCGGUGUCGUGCCAAAAAGUCCCUCCAGGGAAGUCCCUACUUUGAACAACUUCAUCACGACUUUGAUGGAUUAUUUCAUUGAUUCACUUUCCUAAUACUUAGGUCUUGUUGUGCCUUUGGAUGUACUAAUCCGUAUUCUGUCGGAAGCUCUGCUGUUUUGGUAAGUAAAAUGAAAAAAAAAAGUACAAGAGCUCUGUGGCUGUUUGACCAAAAUGACUGAGGUGUACGAUAUUCUAGCUUGUUAUUAGCUCUUGUUGAUCAAUAUGUAAAUAGAGCUCUAGCUGUGUUUGGUGUUUGGUCUGUCGAUUUGUUAAGCAACUUAAUUCUAAGUUGAAUGUCAUUCGUAUUAUGACCAAAGCGUGUAUGUUUUGGCGUGCAUCAGGUGUGUAGACACCCUCCCUCCGUACCGUAAUCUGCAAAUAGCUCAUCGUACUCCUGUCAACGUCUUCUUGGUGCAAAGAUAUUGCUUUCUGCAGCUAGCAUGCAUGGUCGUGUGUGUGUGUGUGUGAUUUCACCAGCUGCUAUGCGGUUGACUCGGAGGAGAGAUAAACAUAUAGGCGAGUACAUCUAUGCAAAAAAAAGACCUAACCCCCAAAAAAUUGAUACAAAUGGUUUUUCAACUGAUUUUGUUACCUCUAAGUGUCCUUAAUAACAUACUAAAAAUCUAGUUAAAUCUGACUUCAGGAAAGGUGUCAUUUUCAAGAUCAAAGUUUUUUAAAAUAAAGGUUACUACAUGAUAAUUACAUUGGCAUGAACUAACAUGUUUUCAGGAUCUGUUUGUUUGGAGUGCUGUUUGGGUGGAUAAAGACACUACUGCUAUGAUAAUAUCCAUGUGCUGUUUGUCAGGGCACAUCAUCAGUGAUGAAUCAUGGUGUCACUAGGUAAUUUGGGUCUUUCAGCAUCUGAACUGAAUAGACAGUAGCCACUACAUGUGUAAGUAGAGGGCAAGGUGAAACGGUUGGUACUGGAGACAGACAAUGUCCUGAAAGGACAUAGGGCUUUAGCAUAGCUUUCGGGUAAGCCAGAGUAGGGCCUGUUGUAGCUUCAUAGGCAAGGGUCAGGGCCUUGUAUUCAGUUAGGGCAUGAAAAAGAGAACAUGACUGGGAAACUGAGGCUAUGUGGUCAGAGAAUAAUAGAUCGUCAUCAACAAUGACACCUAGAUUUCUUGUGACCUUAUUUGAUGCAACAGUAGCAGAAUCCAUAUUGAGCUCGAUAUCAUGGCAACCUAAAUCUUUGGCUGGGAUCACCAGCAGUACAUUUGGGCGAGGCUCAACUGAAGGUUGCAUUCCUUCAUACUUGUGGAUAGUUCAGAGAGGCAAGCGGAAAUGUGUGUGACCAUGGAGUCAUCUGGCACAAAGUAACUGUGCUUCAUCGGUGUAACAGUAGUAUGAGAAGCUGUGAGAACAGAUAACAUGGCCCAGUGAUGUGGUGUACAUGGCAAAUAGGAGUCCCAGCACCAGCCUUUAGGACACCUCUGUGGAGAGGCUAUGAUUUGAGGACAGCUGACCUUGCCCUUGAUACAUGCUAAGAAUGAUACCACCAGAAUGUCUGGAAGAACUUGAGACACAUAAAACUCAAUUAUUUAUCUAAGAGAGAUGUUAAAUAAUCAUGUUUUGAAAACAAAAAUGCUAGCUGGUGUGUCUGCACAAAGAUUUUUAGAUUUACUACAAAACAAAAAGAGAUGUCCAUAAUCUCUUCUGAAGAUAUCUUCUGGCUUCCUAGAAACAAAAUAAAAGAGUAAUUUUGAGCUUGGCUUUUUUAGAUUUUGAGGUUUUGCAUUUUGAAAUGUAAUGCAUAUUUAAUUAGAUAUAGUCCAAUUACCAUAUUAAAACAUAACAUUUCAGAAAACUUGCAAUACAUUUUUUCUCACAAAUAUGUGAGUAAUCACCAGAUUAAGUUUCAUGGUGAUAUUGGCAAGCUAAAUUUUUUGGCCUAUUCACCUGGUGUGUCUCUUGACCCUUAUAAUAAGCCUAUGGCAGCCAUGUUGAAAAACUCAUUUCCCAAAGUCAGAUUUUACUAGAUUUUUAGUAUGUCAUUUAGCAGGUCCAAUAGUAAUAGAAUCCAUAAAAAAACCUUUUGUAUCAAUUUUUUUGGGGUUAAACCCUAAAUGUACUCGCCUAAUAGCCCGAGAACAAUAUAAACCAUUUGUUUAAUGCAUUUCGAGCACAUAAUAGACAACCCAGAAUUGCCCCUAGCACCACUCAACUACAGGCCUGUUCAAACAAGAAUUCACGACGAGACGUUGUCUGUUGUUUACAUACUGUAGUUCUAGGCAAUGCAAGGACCGUCUGUCCUUGCAUUGCCCAGCAGCUAAAACAUUCAAUGCUAUCGCACUUUAUGGCUUUUGAGUAAAAAUUCGCCUCAUUAGAACCAGUUCUAUAAGGACUGAUGGGACAUAGGAUAUGAUGCUCUGUCUAGUCAGUUUUGCUGUUUCACUCAAAACAUUGCGAUCAAUGCCACGUCGUCUAAAUGGAAGCGGCUGGAUGUAUUGCGUUGUGUCGUUUGAUUAGGUGUGUAUCCUGCUUGUCUUUCAGAGCACUUCAGGCGUCGGUGUAACGCUCUUCGCUCAGCAUCCAAACCGUGCCACCUCCACCAACAGCCAGAAGAUCAGCUGUCGAUGGGGCAUGCGUUAUCACUACCAGAGCAACGAGGUGCCAUUCCAGUGAGAUUUCCACAAAGAGAAGUGUCAAGUGUCAAACAGAUGCACCAUGGACCCUUUCAACCUCAACACCAGUCCAACCAAGGUCAAGUAAAACAUCCAGGUUAGAGGAGGAAGAGGACAGUAUCACAACACCACCUGACCCCUUGAUAUCUGGCAUUUGGAGAAUGGGCACAUCACAGUCGUCUGUGUGACACCCCCUCGCUGCAUGAUCAUCUCGCUGAAGAUGUGUACAGUACCCUGCCUGCAUCCUACCACCACAAGUUCACCUCAGAGGAUCUGCUGUCGACAACCAUUGUGAAAUCGUUGCAAUUAUGAAACACACUUAAUAAAUGCUAGUACAUCACACACAUUUUGUUUCUGAAUUGUUUUUCAAUAUUGAUUAACACACUGUUGUUACAACAUCUGUUUAGGUCAGGGGUGGGGAACCAUGCCUCAAGGGCCGUUUACGGCCCCUCAGGCCAUCUUAUCCGCUACCCAAUAUAAUUUUAAUAUUGUACAGCUUUAAAUGAAAUAUGACAUUUUGUAAAGGCAUCUUAGAAAUUACAUCAGCAAUACAAUUAAGUUAUAUUCAAGGGACCAAGAGAAGGUGGGGUCUGUUGUAAAGCUGGCCACCUUCAAUAUAGGCCAAAAAAGCUGGGGGAAAUCCUGUUUUGUGUUCAUAGUACGGCCCUUGGAGGACUUACAUGGUCGUUGAAGGACUUUGAAGUGGCCCCUCAAAUGAAAAAGGUACCCUACCCCUGGUUUAGACGAAUGUCCAGACAAAUGUUAAGAAUUGAAGUACUGCAUUUCUUAGAAGUGGGAAAGAACGUCCACAUAAUGAUUUGCACGUUUAGAAAGCACACAUGUAAGAAGACACUGAAGUCAAGAUUUCACUUUUAUCUGAAUUUCAAGUACUCAAAAUACCAGAUGGUGUAAUUGUCAUACUGUAUUACCUAUGCUUUAUAACUGAAAGGUUUUGGGUUGCCUACCGUUUACUUAAGUAAUAUGAUUUAAGAAUGAGAAGGUUUUUUUUUUUUUAUUCUGAAUCUUCUCGAAAACUGUGGGGAGGGGGGUCAUGAUUGCUUGACUGCAAUCUUCACUCUGGAUGACAGCUUGAUGAUGAGGAGCCUUUCUUCAACGUCCAUGGUUUCAGGUUUCAGGUUUCAGGUUUAUUUAUUUAAAAAGGGACAGCAUAUAUUACCAGCAUUUAAAAAAAUGAUAAAUACACAAGAUUAUAGCCAUGAGGCUAAUUUCCAUCUUUUGUCCCUUGACAGGUUUGAUGUUCCUUAAAAAAAAACCAAGGUUAAAACAAAACUAAAAAUACACAGUUAUAGUACACAGUUGUAAAAUUAUAGCCAAAGAUAUGUCACACAGUUUAAAAAAUAAAUAAUACAAAAUACAGUUACAAGAUAAAUUAAAGCCGCAAGCGGCCUUGGCGGGCCCUCGCACCUGCGGCCCGGGGGCCGUAGCAUGACGCCCUGCACUAAUACACCCAUACCUGUGAAAAACGGAAGAAGCAAUUUUGUAGCAUUAACAUUAGCAUCUAGGUUUAUCAUUAGCAUUAGCAUUAGCGAUGCCAUUAGCAGUAGUUGUAGUCUGUACAACGUUCGGUUCACGAGAUAUUGAAGAAAAUCGAAUUAGCAUGAAUUAGCAUUCAAAAUUAGCAUUAGCAUUGUCAUGAUAAGUGUGUUGCUAUGAACCCCUAAAACAAAAAUGGAGUCUGUACGACGUUCAGUUCCCAAGAUAUUGAAGAAUUACACUAUUCCUGCAGUUCCUUUGCCUACCACAUGGUGGUGCUAUACCUUAUAUACUGUACAUUUCAGGCUUAUAGAAGAGUUAGUAUUUAUUAUGUGCAUACAUGUGUGCGUUUGCACUGUUUAAAAACAUUCCAAACUGAAAUGGUGGCCAACUUCCUGUUUUAAAAUGCCAAAAAAGUCCAAAUAUAUCACUUCCUGUUGGGCGUGGCCAUAUCGUUGUACGGACUUUAUUGUGCGCCUUAGUUAGAUACACAACUUAAAACAACUCCCGAGUCUGUAGCUCAAAGUAGAUGUUGGCCCCGCCCCUAAAUGUGUUUGGGGGCGUGGCCUCUCUUUCAGGCAUAUUGAAAAGUUAGUAUUCAUUAUAUGCAUACGUGUGUGCGUUUGCACUGUUUUAAAUCACUCCAAACUGAAAUGGUGGCCAACUUCCUGUUUUGAAAUGCCAAAAAAGUCUAAAUAUCUCACUUCCUGUUGGGCGUGGCCAUAUCAUUGUAUGGACUUUAUUGCUCGCCUUAUUGAGAUACACAACUUAAAAAAACUCCCGAGUCUGUAGCUCAAAGUAGAUGUUAGCCCCGCCCCUAAACGUAUAAGGGGGCGUGGCCUCCAUUUCAGGCAUAUACAAAAGUAAAUAGUCAUUAUAUGCAUACAUGUGUGAGUUUGCACCAUUUGAAAACACUCCAAACUGAAAUGGUGGCCAACUUCCUGUUUUAAAAUUAGAUGCCUAAAUUCAUUAAGCCGCCAUCUUGUCAACUUACGAGAUAUCAAAAAUUCCUUUGCAAUUUGUCAUCAUCAAUGCCUUGAGGUCAUGUACAACGAAUAUAAAGUGAGUGCGAUGUUUUCAAAUGACAUUCCAUGUAAAUUUGGAAAAAGUACAAUUAUCUCACUUCCUGUUGGGCGUGGCUAAUGGGUUGGCAUUGCAAAUUUGUUUGGUUUAGUGAGAUACAUAUGCAUAUUUUUUUUCGUGGCCCAACGACAAACUCGUCUUCGGUGCUCGGCUUCGCCUUCGGUGCUCGGGCCCUAAAUACCCAAAUAAGUUAGAAGAGCAGCUGCCAGUAGUAGCCUAACUAUGGGAAAUUAUGUUGACAGCUUUGAGAAUCUAAUAACCACUGUUUUAACUGUUUGCUGAAUGAGUGUACUGUUGGCAGUGCUUUAAUUUGACUGGGAAUUGUGUUCCAGGUGUGAGAGACUCUCUAGGAGAAAACAGCCUGACUAAAAGCGCUCUUUCUAAAAGGAACAGAGCAAUCACCCCUGGAACUGGCUCUGGUAACCCUGUUUAUACUUUUUGUAAUAAAUAUCUGUAGAGGAGGAGGGGCCAGGCCAUGGAGAAUUUUAUAUAAUAAAAUUGAAUCAUUAUAUUUAAUGUAGUUAUCCCAGUCCAACAGUUUGUGUUUUUUCAGUAUUUUACAGUGAUGAUAAGUUUUGGGCUUUCUAUCCAAGAUUUUCAGUGCUUGUUUGUAUAAUGUUUUAAUGGCUUUUAAGGUUGUGACAUUUGCUGAUGCCCAACUAGUUAGACAGUAGGACAUAUGUGACAUAAUCAUUGCGUUAAAAUACAGUGUAGCUGACUCAAAGGUUAAAUUAUUCCUAAUGUACCUGAAAUUAGCUAGAUUAAAUUUUAUUUUGCCUGUAGUUUUUUUAACAUGUUGCUUGAAACCAAGUUGUGCAUCUAUUAUAACACCAAGGUAUUUAAAGUCUUGGACAACAUCCAGUUUCUCACCAUGCACCAUGAUGCUGGGGUCUGGUUCAGUAGUAACCCUUUUAGAUAAAUACAUACAAACAGUCUUUGACACAUUGAGAUGAAGACGUGAGUGUUGUAGCCAUGUACACACAUUGUUCAUGACUGAUGUUAACUGUUGUGCAGCUAGACGUUUGUCUUUUACGUGGAUGUAUAAUACUUUAAUAAUAGUUUGUGUCUGUCAAACGGAAAGGUUUAAUUAAUUGUUUUGCACGUAAUUUGUAGAGGGAUUUAUACACAGCAGCUGUGAGUACAUAUGCUAAAUGUCCGUAUAAGGGGUUAACUUGGUGUGGCAGACAAUGACCUAAUAAUAUUUAACGCCAAUGGUCGCAGAUGUUAAAAUAUUCAACGUGAAACCGAACAUCCAAGGGCUGUCGCCUGCACAACUUCAAUGAUGCUACUGAGAUAGGGCCUACAUUGAAGACUUGAAUAAUAGUUUUCGGCCAAAUAAUACGAAGACCCCGUGUACAGUUCAGUUUGCAACUGUACAAUGUGUCUGUACAUUACAACAUGCCGUUACAAGGUGGUGAAGUUAAGUAAGUUAGAUCUAAUGCCAUUUGGCAGGCUCAGGUUAGCCGCUAAGCUAAAUAAUAUUACCGUAUGAUGGUUUCAUAAGCCCUUCAAGAUUUCGUUGGCCCUAGUACCAUUACAUAAAUUUCAUAUUGCUAUUCUCCACACUUACCGAUCACCAGUUGUAUCUCAACUUGCGUUGGUGGUUUUGUGACAAUCAAGGUUUUCUGUGUUGACUAUUUCCACAUAUGAAAACUUGUUUCAAUAUCUUGAGACGCCAUGACAUAUUUUCAUCUAACGGCGCGGCAGCAUUGGGUGGGAGGGCGGGACAUAUGACUUCAAGUAGGGGUUUUCGGAUUGGCUGGCGCUGUCAGCGAUGUUGACCUAUCAGCAAUGUAGCUCAACGUUGCCAAGGUGAUUAUUUCACUUCCGUAUUUUGGAGGCGGAAGUAAAUCAGCCACGGUUGCAUCAAAACCGUUGAGUUCUAUGGAACCACCUUCUCCCCUUAUGUAGACCUCCUUGACUAUGACUGUCAUGUCCGGUGUAAGCCAGAAAUAUUGAUUGUCGGUGACUCAAUUGUUCGACAGUUAAUUAUCCCCAGUGCAAUCACCGUCUCCCUCUCAGGUGGUAGAGUCAGUGACAUUUCCAAACUUAUCCCCUCUCUCCUCGACUGGCACCCUAGUGUCAACACUGUCAUCGUUCACGUGGGGACCAAUGACGUCAUGGCAAGAAGUUAUAAACUACAAACUGAACUCGAAUCCCUCUGUCUCGCCAUAGAACGUUUGGGCAAGCGCUGAUGUCUGGCCCGAUUCCUCUCAUCUCCUGGAAACAUGAGCGGUUCAGUAGGCUGUACAGUUUGCACAACUUUUUAAAGAAUCUUUGCUAUGCUACUGGACAAGGUUUUAUUUCUAAUUUUGACAUUUUUUGGACCAAUGCAAAGCUGUAUAGGUCUGAUGGGUUACAUCCCAACAAAAAGGGCACUCAGGAAUUAACUAAAAAUGUUAUUCAUUUUAUUGCUUCACUCUGACACAUACCCCCACAGCAUGACCCAAGUCAGUCAGCUAAUGUUCCCAUCUUAGAGAGCAUGGGCCUUGCUGGUUUUGAAAAUAUGCAGAUAAGGGGACCCAUGGACAAUCUCUCUAUCCCAGUUCUAUCAACUAAGCGAGGUCUCUUGAGGACAUGUACACAUUCCCCAAGGAGGGCAAAUUUGGAAAAUCUCAGAUUUGUUCCAAAAAAACCUCAGAAUGCCACAGUGGAAAUGCCUCCAAUACUCAGUGUUAAACUAGCUUUGCAGAAUGCUAGAUCUCUGAGGAACAAGCCUUUUGUAAUUAAUGAGUUUAUCUGUACCCACAACCUUGAUUUUUUUAUUUUUAACUGAAACAUGGCUGAAAAAAUCCACUAGCGCUAUCACACUUAUAGAAGCAACUCCGCCACACUUUAAUUUCAUUAGUACAGAAAGGCAGAAUAAGCAGGAAGGGGGGAUAGCAAUUAUUUUCAAGACACUGUUUCAAUGUCAAAAGACAGCACUAGGUGAAUUUUCUUCCUUUGAAUACUUAGCUGCAGUUGUUAAAUGUUCUUCUGACAUACUGUUAUUGACUAUUUACAGACCGCCAAGACUUUCUGCACCACUCUUCUUAGAGGAGUUUGGUGAGCUGCUGUCGAAUGUUUGUGUGGACUAUGGAAGCUUGUUUAUCUCAGGCGAUUUUAACUUUCAUUUGGACGACUUAGAGAAUGCCUAUGCUAAGGAAUUUUUAAGUCUUCUUGACAUUUUUAGCCUUUCACAGCAUGUAACAGGUCCAACACACAGCCAAGGUCACACUCUAGAUUUAAUUAUCACAAAAGGUCUUAAUGCUUGUGCUAGUGUGAAAGACUAUGGCUUUUCUGACCAUUACUGCAUUUUUUCUGAUGUUUCUAUGUACCCUCAUGUUCAAAGGGAAUCUGUUACAGUCAAAAAAUGAAUAAUCAACUGUGAGACAGCCUCACUCUUUCAGCAAGCACUCUCAGAGAUCCAAAGUCAAACUUCAGAGAGUGCAGAUGAUCUCAUGGUGUCACGCUCCAGUCCUGACUGUAAGCAGUGGUAGCCCUGCACUUUCCACUCCAUGGUUUCCUUGUGACCAUGCCCUCUGGUGGCCCAGGCGCUGAACUUCCACCACUCUUCCAACAACCUAUCACCAGCCUGGUUUCAGCUUCACCUGUGUCAACUCUCCUAAUCACCCUCGGCUUUAAAUCCUGACCUGGGACUCUGCUCAUUGCAAGUUUGUUUGUUUUCUGUCUGUAUGUGAAACAUUCUUGUCAUGCCCUGAUCCUGAUCAAGUGCCACGUGAGUUUUUGGACUGCUUUUGAGAAUUCUUCCUUUUUUUUGAACUUUUGAAUUUUUGCCACAUGUGCUUUGCAUUGGACUACUGUUGGGAACUGAGCUUUGAGUUUUUGCCAUGUGUGCCUCGCAUCUUGAUUUUUGAACCAUUUUGACUGUUCUGGAGUUUUUUGCCACGGGAGCUUUGCAUUUUGAUUUUGAACUGUUCUAACUGUCUUGGAGUUUUUGCCACUUGUGCCUAUUUUUGGUUUAUGGAUUUUCUGAGCAUUUUGCCACUGUGACCUUCCUGUGUUUUGACUUUUUUGCCACGUGAAUAUUUUUGUGAAGACCUGCUUUUCAUUUUUUGCCCACUGAUACCCUGAACUGUGCUUGUCCUGAACAUUGUUUUUUUUGCCUCACCCCACCAUCUUCUUGCCCUGAAAUAAACCUCACUCUGAUUGCCAUUUUUUGUCCUGGUCUGCUUCUGGGUUUCCAAGUACUGUUCUGACACAUGGUCAAUUUUAAUUCAAGGAUGUCCCUCAUUAUGGAUGUUAUUGCCCCCGAAAAAAUCUAAACAGUGAGACAUCAAAAAGCACCUUGGAGAAUGAAUCCUGCAGUUAAAUUGCUAAAGCAAGAAUGCAGGAG